Molecule: messenger RNA, 2193 nt
Organism: Penicillium manginii
Lineage: Eukaryota; Fungi; Ascomycota; Eurotiomycetes; Eurotiales; Aspergillaceae
Exons: 3
Coding region: 1-2193 (730 amino acids)
Cellular component (GO): membrane
Source: RefSeq, a predicted model, not a curated record
AUGCUGACCAGAACCCCAGGGGUCGUCCAGAAUGGCGAUUACGCUGCGCAAGGCACCAGUGAUGUCAACGGCAAUAGCAACAGCUUUGAGCUCAUUUCAGGCCCGCUCAUCAACUUGAAGAACAUGCACUACGAGUCCGCCCCCAUCUGGCAUGGAAGUGUCCUCAUCGUAACGAAACCCACCCAGCAGAAGCCCCUCCUACAUUUGCAUCAGCUGGGCCCCGUGGAGUCGCGAUCCGAGUCGCAAUCUCAAUCGAACCAAACCGUCGAGGGCGUCAAGCUUUACGAAGACCCCGAAAAGGCUUUCUGGCGUUUUAACCUCACGGUGCCCGUCGAGAGCUACGAGGCGCGUUGGGAGUAUGAUAUUCCGGGCCUCCACAAUUCGUCAGAGCCCAUCAAAGCGCCGUGGGAAUUUGUGGUACCUGCAGAAGAGCAGUCGAUGCGGAUCAUGUUUCACUCGUGUAACGGAUUCUCCGUUGGCACCGACAUGGACGCUUGGCUCGGCCCCAACCUGUGGAAUGAUGUUCUACGCGUCCACGGCGAGAGACCUUUCCACGUUAUGGUGGGCGGCGGUGACCAGAUCUACAAUGAUGGAAUCCGCGUGGACGGUCCUCUAAAGCCCUGGACCGCCAUCGGCAACCCGCACAAGCGCCGCAACCACGACUUCAACAACCAAAUGCGCGCCGAUUGCGACGAGUACUACUACGCAAACUACGUGCGCUGGUAUAACACCGAGCCCUUCCGCGCUGCCAAUGGCCGAAUCCCGCAGGUCAACAUUUGGGACGAUCACGACAUCAUUGAUGGAUUUGGCUCGUAUACAGACCAUUUCAUGAAGUGUGCCGUGUUCCGCGGUAUCGGCGGUGUCGCAUUCAAGUACUACUGUCUCUUCCAGCACCACAUGGCUCCUCCCAAGUCGACUUUCACUACCGACGCGCCUCAGACAAUGCAUGCCGUCAAUGGCACCUCUGGCGUGGACCCGCGCCAGGUUGAGAACACCUAUGUUUUGGAGAACCAGGAAGAGGAUGAUAGCUGGAUCACUGGCAAGCGGCCCGGACCGUACGUCGAGGAGCGCAGUCGCAGUUUGUACAUGCGAUUUGGCAAGCGCAUCGGCUUCGUGGGUCUGGAUGCCCGUACCGAGCGCACGCGGCACCAGGUCAAUUACCCGGACACCUACAAGCUCAUCUUCGACCGACUCGAGAGCGAGAUUUCAGCUUCCAAUGGCGACAUCAAGCACCUUGUCGUUCUACUUGGUGUUCCCAUUGCCUACCCGCGUCUAGCCUGGCUCGAGAACAUCCUCACCUCUCCGCUCAUCGCGCCAAUCCGUCUCCUGAACAAGCGAUUCGGUGUCGCCGGUGGCCUUUUUAACGAGUUUGACGGCCAAGUCGAUUUGCUGGACGAUCUUGACGACCACUACACUGCCCGUCAGCAUAAGCGCGAACGUCGCGAACUCAUACAGCGUCUGCAGGAACUCGCCCGCGCGCACUCAGUCCGCGUCACCAUCUUGGGCGGAGACGUUCACCUCGCCGCAAUCGGACGAUUCUACUCGCACCCGAAGCUGAACCUGUCUGGUGAGAACGACCACAGAUUCAUUGUCAACGUCGUCAGCAGCGCCAUCACCAAUAAACCCCCGCCCAAGGCCGUCGCCAAUCUCCUCGCCCGCCGCAACAAGAUUCACCACCUGGAUCGCAAAUGCGACGAAACCCUGAUGCCCUUCUUUGACAAGCAACCAGGCGGUAUCGAGAAGAGCGCCACCUGGAACAAGGUGACCAUGCCAUCGCGCAACUUCGCCAUUCUAACCGAAGCGGUCGCACCGAUCGCGAACGGCGACGGUGACUUCGCUGUCGAAUCUGCCAAGCUGGAACACCUCCCCAAGGACGGCCAUGCCCCGCUACACAAGGGCGAAGUUGAAGCCGGCUCGACUCACAGCGCUGCGGACGGUAUAAACAGUAACAGCGGCAUGUAUGGUGGCCUAGACGUUGCGAUCCGCGUGGAAAUCGAUCCUCAGAAUCGGGAGGGUGCUACAGAGGGAUAUGGAUUCAGCAUCCCCCCUCUGACAGCCACCGAGCCCCCACCCACCUCCUCACGCCACAGUUUCCGAUCCCGCAAGUCUGUCGCGGAGUCGCGGCCGACGUCCCGCCAACAGGCCCAAGCCGUGGCCGGCGAAGCACCCGGACGUCCCUCUACGGCGCUGUAA